Chrysochloris asiatica (Cape golden mole) is the source of this 942-nucleotide messenger RNA. It is a transcript of the gene CPPED1, whose product is annotated as calcineurin-like phosphoesterase domain containing 1. Gene Ontology annotation, molecular function: hydrolase activity. The record is from RefSeq and is a predicted model, not a curated record. The transcript has 4 exons. Lineage: Eukaryota; Metazoa; Chordata; Mammalia; Afrosoricida; Chrysochloridae. Bases 1 to 942 code for a protein of 313 amino acids.
AUGUCGGCCGCGGAGGCAGACGGUAUAUUCCACAGAGCCCGGGGCAGGACCCUGGACGCGUUUUCCUCAGAAAAGGAAAGAGAAUGGAAAGGCCCCUUCUACUUCAUCCAAGGGGCAGACCCACAGUUUGGACUGAUGAAGGCCUGGUCCGUCGGGGACUGUGACAAAGGUGGGGAUGAGUGGGAACAGGAGAUCCGUCUGACUGAACAAGCUGUCCACGCCAUCAACAAGCUGAACCCCAGACCCAGGUUCUUGGUUCUGUGUGGGGACCUCAUUCAUGCCAUGCCAGGAAUGCCCUGGAGGAAGGAGCAGACAGCGGACCUGCAGCGAGUGCUCAAGGGUGUGCACAGUGAGAUCCCACUGGUCUUUGUCAGCGGCAACCACGACAUUGGCAACGUCCCCACAGCUGAGUCUGUCUCGGAGUUCUGCCAGACGUGGGGAGACGACUAUUUCAGCUUCUGGGUUGGGGGCGUCUUGUUCCUAGUCCUCAACUCCCAGUUCCUGUAUGAUGCCUCCCGGUGCCCUGCCUUGAAGCAGGCCCAGGACCUCUGGCUGGAGGAGCAGCUGAGCACCGCGGGGAAGCGCGCCUGCCAGCACGCCAUUGUCUUCCAGCACAUUCCGCUGUUCCUCCAGCGCAUCGACGAAGAUGAUGACUACUUCAACCUCACCACGUCAGUCCGUCAGGAGAUGGCGGACAAGUUCAUCAAAGCAGGUAUCAAGGCUGUGUUCUCAGGCCACUACCACAGGAACGCCGGGGGCACCUAUCAGAACCUCGACAUGGUGGUGUCAUCUGCCAUCGGAUGUCAGCUGGGCAAAGACACGCACGGGCUCCGGGUCGUGGUGGUGACAGCUGAGAACAUCGUUCAUCGAUACUACAGCUUAGAUGAGCUGAGUGAACGUGGCCUAGACCCCGACCUGAUGGAGCUAAUGAAGAAGAAAUGA